AUGACUACUAUAAACGUAUACACUUGCCCUGAUACAAAUAAUGGACAUCGGGAUCAGUUCUUAUCUGUCAUACCUAUCAUUAGACCGCUAAUAGACUACAGAAACCAAUUGAAUGAAUUAGAGGGCAACCGAUUGCGUGAACUAUUAUCGGCUGCGACUGUAUUCAGCGAAACGUGUAUAUGGCGUACGAGUGGUGAGCUAACAGCAAUUAUUUUGUUUAAUCCCAAUCGACCUAAUCUCACACAUAGAAAUGCUGUAAAAUUGCAACAGCAACAAUACGUGCAUUUGUUGAGACGUUAUUUAUUACUGAAAUAUCGGGAUGAAAGUGAAUCGUGCGACAAAUGUAUGAGACUAUUGACAAGUUUAUACGAUUUACACGCGUUAUCACUGAAUAAGUUCAAGAAUUGUUUGGAAACGGAUCCCAGAAUAGCGGCUCCCUAUCCGGUGACCCGAGAGUUUCAUAACCUAUGCUACUAA
Oppiella nova is the source of this 477-nucleotide messenger RNA. Lineage: Eukaryota; Metazoa; Arthropoda; Arachnida; Sarcoptiformes; Oppiidae. The record is from the annotation of a GenBank genome assembly.